AUGAAUCCAUUAAUCUUCCUUCUUUUAAUUUUUAUUUCAAAUGCACUUAUUCCAUUAUCAACAUGUUUUGAAGGAACAUCUACUUAUUAUACUUCAUACACAGAGAAUGGUGCUUGUAGUUUUGGUUCAAUAUCAACAACUAUAAAUAAAGGAUAUAUUUAUGCAGGAGCUUUAAAUGAAGCAAUGUAUAAUGAUGCUAUUCAAUGUGGAAUUUGUUAUGAAAUUGUUGGACCUAAAGGAGUUAUAAGAAUAAGAGUCGUUGAUAUGUGUCCUGCUAAUGAUGAGAAUCCUAAAUGUAAAGGAGAGUCUAUUGCUUUUGAUAUUGCAGAAAAUGGAUUUUCAUUAAUUGGAGAAAAAAGUAAUGGAGGAGCAAAUAUUACAUUUAGAAUGGUUGCAUGUGAUAUCGAUGAGAAUAUUAAAAUUGUUUCUUCUAAAGGAGUUUCUAAUAGUUGGUAUAAUUUUGUUGUUAAAGACCAUAUCAUUGGAUUAAAAGAAGUUAAAAUUACUCUUGAUAACAAUACUUUUUAUGAAUGCAAAAGAUCUAAAUCAAAUACUUGGACAUUUACAUCUUCUAAUUUAUUAACUACUCCAUUUACAAUUGAAAUGACAUCAAUUAAUGAUGAUAAAGUUUAUGCAAUUAUUAAUGAUUUUACAUCUGAAAAAGAAUAUCAAGCUUUUAGUAAUUUUAAAAUACCUUCUGAUACAUUUUUUGAUAUAAAAAAUUUACAAAAACAUAAUAAAAAUGAUGAUUCUGAAGAAUGUUGUUCAAUGGUUGAUGAAUAUUCUGUUAUUUAUGACGAUAAAUUUGAAGGAACUUGGAUCGAAAAUUCUAAUUCAUUAAAUUCACUUGAUUUAAAAUAUGACAAUGAUUGUUAUGAAGGAAGUUAUUGUGUAAAAACAAAUAUGAAACAGUAUGGUGCAUUCCAUUUCUAUGCACAAUAUCCAGCUUCACUUCAACAGUACUCAUCUUUCAAAUUCUUUAUAAAAACAAAAAAAGAAUGUAAAGAAUGUAUUACUGUAUUAUGUGGAGAUAAAAAGAAAAUUAUUUCUAUCACACAAGCAGAUGACUGGGUAGAAGAAAUAAUUAAUUUUGAAGAAUUAGGUUAUACUAGUGAUACUAUCUCAUCUUUAUCUAUUCAAAACAACCAACAAGACACUACUUAUUUCUUUGAUUCACUUUCAUUAAUUAAAAAUCAAAAGGCACCUUCAACUGCAAAAUGUUUUGAUGAAAACGUUGUACCAAAUUCAACAGCAUCAGUUUAUAUGCUUUUUGUUGCAAUUAUUUUAAUAAAUUUAUUAUGA
Molecule: messenger RNA, 1302 nt
Organism: Entamoeba dispar SAW760
Lineage: Eukaryota; Evosea; Mastigamoebida; Endamoebidae
Exons: 1
Coding region: 1-1302 (433 amino acids)
Source: RefSeq, a predicted model, not a curated record